AUGAAGUGGYURACAAUUGUCUUGGCGUUAGCUGCUCUAUUUUCAGCAUCUAAUGCAUAUUACCGCGUCUGUUACUUCACCAAUUGGGCUCAAUACAGAGAUGCACCCAUGAAGUUUACUCCGUCCGAUAUCGAUCCAUUCCUUUGCACCCAUAUCAUGUACUCGUUUGCAAAGAUCAACGACGACAAUACUCUUGGAAUGUAUGAAUCGAAUGACGACACRUUGUACCAAGCAGUUAACAAUCUGAAGAAAACCAACCCAAAGUUAAAAACUCUACUUGCGUUAGGUGGGUGGACCCACGAAGGUGGUGCAGUUAGUCCCUUUUCCAGGAUGGUAUCAAAUCCAGSCAGCAGAAAAGUCUUCAUCGAUUCCAGUAUCUCUGUCCUAACGAAGUACGGUUUUGAUGGGUUGGAUCUCGACUGGGARUACCCCGCCCACCGUGGAAACUCACCCCCCGAGGACAAACAGCGGUUCACCGUCUUAUGCCAAGAACUUCUUGACGCGUUCAAAAGACACGCUUAUGCAAGUAAAACUCCGCGGUUACUUCUAACUGCAGCCGUGGCAGCACCUCACAACAUCGUGGACUCCGCGUAUGAAGUGAACAAGCUAGCUGGAGUACUGGACUGGAUCAAUCUAAUGACUUAUGAUAUGCACGGGAGCUGGAAUAAGGUAACUGGACAUCAUUCAGGUUUAAACGGCUCACCUGGAGCAACGAACACUGUYGCAUACACCUUGCAGUAUUGGAUGGACCGAGGCAUGCCUUGUCAGAAGAUAGCCUUAGGUAUGGCUACUUAUGGAAGAUCAUUCCAGCUAUCCAAUCCUAGUGAUACAAGUCUUGGUGCACCAAUCUCAGGAGCUGGAAAGGCUGGACAGUACACCAAGGAAAAAGGUUUUCUCAGCUACUACGAGAUAUGUAAGCUCCCACUGAAAGUUGUAGAAGAUAGCACCCUACAAGCACCAUACGGCUUCUACAGUGAUCAGUGGAUAGCCUACGAUAAUGUUGCCAGCUUGAAGCUUAAGACCGACAAAUUCAUCAAAGGAAAGAAUCUCUUGGGAGCGAUGUUCUGGGCCAUCGAUUUGGAUGAUUUUCAAAAUGUAUGYGGUGAAGGGAAGUCGCCAUUAAUGAAUGCGGUUAAAGCUGCUCUUGGCGGUGGUGAUGUGAAGCCCCCRCAAAAAGUAUGUCUGGCAACUGGGGUGUGGCAAGGCAAUCAGGCGAUGGACGAUUGGUGUAAAGCGAACUGUGCCGUYGGGCAUUGCCCUUCGGAAAUGUGCAAGUGCGCAUAAGUCUCACGGCUGCUGUGGUUCAAGUUAGUGGGAAUAGCAUUCUCUGAGUAGAAACAKCAUAAUGAAAGUGUUAUCUAAUGAAUUAAAGAUAAACAAGUAAAAAGAAAUGUA
Molecule: messenger RNA, 1395 nt
Organism: Exaiptasia diaphana
Lineage: Eukaryota; Metazoa; Cnidaria; Anthozoa; Actiniaria; Aiptasiidae
Product: acidic mammalian chitinase
Exons: 1
Coding region: 1-1284 (427 amino acids)
Biological process (GO): carbohydrate metabolic process; chitin catabolic process
Cellular component (GO): extracellular region
Molecular function (GO): chitinase activity; chitin binding
Source: RefSeq, a predicted model, not a curated record